AACCUGUCUACCUCGAACAUAUGAAUGUCAGUUUGGUAGAAAAGAGUAAAGCGGUUGAGAAGGAGAUAUCAACGUAUUUUGUGUCAGAAAGUUCGAUCGAGCAGGCGAAUUAAACUUAUGGAAUACGAUUUGUUCGAAUCCAGACAUUCCUACUAUGUAAUCAAUGCACCUGCGGAAUAGAGCAGCGGUGUGGAGAAGAAUAUUUACAACAAAAAACAUGCGUUGGGAAUAGAUAAAUCAAAGGCGCUGCGAGUAUUAUGGCAGAUGUGAAUAGUACUGAACAUCUGGUUCAUCACGAGAAAGAAAGCGUUGCCAACGGCUACGACAAUAACGGUUAUCAUCCAUGUGAUAGAAAAGGCGAAGAAGAAGAAUCUUCCAAAGAUGAAGACCGCUUGCGAAUUGUGGUUACAGAAAACGGACGUCGGACAGACGGUGAUGUGCCGUUGGCCAACGGUCACGCUCACGAAAGAUCUAAUAGCUAUUCGACAUCUACGGUGAACGGUACCGCCGUGGUCGUUUUGGGAGAGGAAGAGGACGAUGAAGAUGUAGCAGAUCACAAUAACAUAGACUCCACACAAAAACCGCUGGAUACACGGUUACGUCAUUACGUACCAGCUGACGACAUGGACAGAAAGAUAUUGAAUGGUUCUGACAGCACGCACGUGUCAAUACCUGAUGAUGCCGUCAUCAGUUUCACUACUGGUGGAAGGGUGCGCGUCAAGAACCGCACGUCAAGUAGUCCUCAAUCUACAAGGGAAAGUAUACCGUUAGAAACUAUUCCUACUUCUUACGAAGUCGAUGAUAAAAAGACACUUGGUCUUGAUAAAAAGGCUGAAGUGGAAGCUGAACUGUCCAAUAGUAAGAACGGUGUAUGGGCAGAGACUCAUGUGAAUUCUGGUGCAGAGGGUGUGUUUAAUAGUGAGAAACUUAAUGGAACUUCUAAGUCCAGCGACGAGGUUAGCUUGCCGGUCAACAGCCAUAGAAAAUGCCUGAGCCGCGAAGGAUCCAUUAGUAGUUUAUCAGAAACCAAGUCCACGGGUGAAAAACUAUAUUUCACUGAAGAAAGUCGGAAACUUUGUCCAGGCUGGAGAAGACUUAUUUUAUGUGGUUUAAUACUAAUUAUUGUUGCUGUUGCUGUUUGCUUAGCUGUCCUUGCUGCAACCGGAAUUCUGCUAGCCGAAUCGGAUAAUAAGACUAUUCGGCAUGAAUCUGGUCAUUCCUUAGCUAGUGUAGACUCAAUAUCUCAAGCUGGUUUUCCCAUCCGGCGACCUCCUUCUAAAGUGCCACAAAAGUUUCAGCCUUCUGUCACAACGGAUGAUCUUCCGAAUGUGACAGCAACUCAUGGCGUGCAGGAUACAGUCAGUCAGGCACCGCCUAAAGUCACUCCUAAAGUUCCUCUUCUAAUUGAUACUUCACACUCACAAACCAUAGUGCCAAAUGCUCUAGUAGGAGAAUUCACAAUUAUCGAUGAAAAUUUCACUGAUGAUUUAAAUGAUAAAAGUUCUCAAUAUUACAUGACUUUAGCACAUAACUUAGAAAAAGAGCUUCGUAAAACCUUCCAGGAGAACAGAAUAGAAUUCGAAAAAUUGCAAAUUCUUAGUUUUAGGCCAGGUAGCAUAAAAGUUAAAUUUGUAAUGGUUUGGAAACCUAAUCAACCAGUCAUCCCACCAUCAAGAGCUUCAGAAAUAUUGAAAACAGAUCUAGGAAAGAAGAACAACUCUUUUUUUAAUUUAUUCCAUGUCGACUUGAAUUCUAUUCAUUUCACUGAAGUAUUUGAUGAAUGUCGUAUUCAAAAAGGAGGCUGCACCUAUGAUUGCUCAUGGAACUACGACACUUUAGUUAAGUCUUGUAUUUGUCCAGUAAACACGUAUCUACAAACUGAUGGAAAAUCUUGUGGAUUUAAAGAAUCAAGUACUGCAAUACCUGUCGUUGGAUCUAAACUACAUCCUCCACCAACGGUUCCUAGUACGAAAGUAAUAACGACUACUAGUGAGGCCAAGCACACUGUUUCACCUUCUCUGAGUACAUUAACGAAACAACCGACAACCCCAAGAUACUCACCACCAACAGAAACAACCACUGUUCAGACCACAGGAAAUAAAGUUUACAACGAACGAUUGACAACACAAGAGUACACAACAACUCAUUUUUUCGUGCCCUCUGAAAAACCGCUAAUAACAGAAAUACACGAUACAACUGUACUUGAAUCUGUAACAAGAAAGGCUAUUGAAGAAGAUACGAUAGUGCGUGGCCAGCCCACUACGCUUUUCACUACUCCUAUUUCGCCCAUUUCAACAAUCCAUGAUUUUUUACCAAAUGAAGAAAUUACAACAUUCAAUUAUGAUCGAAAAGAAAGUUUCAAUCCCACGGAAGCCACUACAUUGAACGUUGAAGAAACUGAACCAACAACCGAAACAGAGACGGAAUUAACAACUGCGUCAGAAACAGAAUUGACAACUCUUGCAGAAACUGAAAUUACAACACUCUUGGAAGAAGAAACCUUGACUUUCAAGGAAACUACUCCUAGUAUAAUUGCUGAAGUAGGUGACAUAGAAAAGAAACCGACAACUCUUACUGAAAAGCCUGUAUUCGAGCAAACAACUCCCUAUGUAGCAACUGAACAACAGCAAACUUCUAGUUCUACUUACAAGGAAAUCAUUGAAGAUAAGACAACUUUGAAAUAUCAUAUAAUCGACACCCCAACAGAAGUGUAUACAGUGAAAACAUUUACUGACUAUCCAACAGAAUUUGCAGAAAAUGCUACUGAAACUACAACAACAAAACCUCAAACUCCAGAAAUAGAAAAAAUAACAACAAAUUAUGAUAGUACAAUACCUUCAAAGAAUACUGACCAAAUGGAAACUCCGACUACAAUUUCGGAGUUCACAACAAGACAGGUUACAGAAGCGGAAGAACUGUGGAAAAAGGAAAUGGAAGUCACAACUUUGCUUCCUGAGAUAGACACAACUACUUAUUUUUCUGAAAAGAUAACUCAAACGAGUGAACCACCAACUGAACCGCCAUUAACAACAGCAGUGAAUGUUAAUGAAGAUGAGCUUACUACUACCGAAGCACCCAAUGCACACACAACUUUACAACAACCUUUUUUAACUCCACAAUUUAAUCGAACACCAGGUGUUAGGUCUUAUGACAAUUUUUCGGAUUUUGAACAUUUUACACGCAUUUAUGAAGAAACGGGUCUUGAAAAUACAACUAUGCAUCCAUUUGCUGAAACUACAACGCCACCAGUAUCGGUUGGAUUGCCGAUCGGCAACAAAUCACUAACAGAUCAAAAUUUAAGCAAUGAAACUCUAACUGCUAUUUUUUCAGGAGACUUGCCAGUCCUGAUUCCAAAUGAAACCACAACAAUAACGAAUGUCUUAACUACAACAAAUGCAAUGCAUCACACAGAACCAACAACCGACUCUAUGCUUGAAACUGAACCAACCACCAAUACAAAACCAGGCUUGCUUCAUGAAACUACCAAAAGUCCUGGUAUACACGAACCCACAACAUUUUUAAAAUCAUUAAAUGAAUCUGAGACAACAAUAAUACCAAACAUCGAUAACACCUCAAACUACAGUACGUCGGAAACUUUUUUGGCCACUGAAGAAACUACGUCAGAAACUACUUUAGGGACGGAAUUAACUGAAACAGAAGAAACAACGCAAGCAGAUGAAACUACUCAAAAUGGAUGGGAAACUGAAGUAACUACAGUUGCUGGUUUUCGGGAAGACGAAAACGUAACUACAUUUUCUCCUGAAACUGCGCAUCCCUCAGAAAUAGAUGAUCUCACUACGCUAGAAACUGAAGGUGUUGAGAAAGAAAUUCUUCGUGGCAACCAAACAGAAAACUUUACAAUUCAGGCUGACAAUACAAGCGUUGGAACGACAAAUGUUCCAUUUUUGACAACAGUUCCCAUGGAAAGAGAAACGAAAGCUAUUCAAACUGAUUUAACAGAAACCACUGAAGCAUAUGAUGUAACAACAACUAAGCCGUUGGAAGAAACUGAAACAGCGACAGAUAUAUUAGAAAUUGAAACAGAAACGCCACCACCAGGAUUAAAAACUCAAAGUAGUAGCGUUACAACACAGAAAUCAAUGAUUACAAAUACUUUCCCAACAACUCCAGAAAGCACAACACCUUUUAUUAAUACUGACGAACUGGAUCAUAGCAACGUCACUUCUACAAACAUAUCAUCUAUUACAAACGUAGCAAAUGAUAAAAUAGAAACAACAACAGAAACUACUGAAAAUUACACUGCCACAAAUGAACAUAUAACUGAAAUAAAUAGUGCAACUACUACUGUGCAGCCAAUUUCUGAAAAUCAAACAGUAACAACAAUAGCUGGAACUCUAUUAGUUAAAACACCAAAUAUAUUAUUGGAAACGGAAACAACUCCUUAUGAAAUAAAUAAUACGGCAACAACUCCUUUUGAAACUGAUAACACGGAAACAACUCCUUAUGAAAUAGUUGGUAUGGAAACAACUACUGUCUCCUCAUUGAGCAACGAAACUGAAUCUUUUAAUGAAACAACAGAAUUUCUUACGUUACCACAUACAGAAACAACCGGUGCUGAAACCGAGACCACCCUAAUGGAAUCCAAUACAGACAAAUCAACAGCAACUGAAACAACCACAAAUGCUACACCAUAUGCGGAAGUAAUAUUACCAACAACAAAUAUAUUUGAUAGUGAAACAACCAUAACAUAUAACGAUACAAUUGAAACUACUAUAAAUGAAAGUGAUACAACUACAGCAAUACCAAAAGAUUUAAAAACAGUUGAAACUCAAGAUGAAAAUGUUACUGUAGCUGGUGAAGAUAUUUUAUAUAGAUCUCACAAAAUAAAUGAGAACAUUACUUCUGAUUUAACACCUACAGCAAAUUUUAACAUAUCUGACGGUAGUUUAAACUACAAUGAAGACUACGCCAACUUUACCACCCCAACCUAUGAGGAUAUAUUAAAUGAAACAACUACAACAAUGGCUAUCGCAGGCAUCGAGUGCAGAGAAGACCAAUUCAUUUGUGAACCGCUGAAUAGCUGUUUGAAUAAUUCCUACAUGUGUGAUGGAAUCUUGGAUUGUCCUGAUGGAACAGAUGAAUUUGAUUGCCAAGAUAGUUGCCAUAGUAAUUUCAUGUGCUCGAACUCAAGCACGUGUAUUAUGAGUGAGGCACGUUGCGAUGGAAUAUGGGAUUGUGAUAAUGGAACAGAUGAAGAGAAUUGCAGACCAGCAGAGUGUGCCAAACAUGAAGUUAUGUGCUCGGAUGGAAGUAAAUGUAUUAAACCUGUAGACAUUUGUGACUGGAAGUAUGACUGUAAAGACAGAAGUGAUGAAGUUGGAUGUGUGGAGAGGACGACUUGUGAAUCGAACGGAAAAUUCUUCUGUGACGAUGGACUUUGCAUUCCUUGGUCUCUGAAAUGCGAUGGCGAAUUUGACUGUAAAGACAAAGAGGAUGAAGGAAAUUGCACUUGUUUGAAUGACGAGUUCCAAUGUAGUGAUGGUAAAUGCUUGAAGAGUUCAAGUCGAUGCGAUGGACACAGGGAUUGUCAUGAUGGAGACGACGAGAUGGGCUGUGUCAAUGUAGAUGCGCAACACAUGGUUACUACAUAUGAACCUUACUCUGGAACGUGGGCCAUGCUCUGCGCAGAGGACUUCAAUCUCGAUGAUGGACAUUAUCUUUGUCAAGAACUUGGUUUUGGGCAUGCUCUGAAGGUAGAUAAACUGCAUGUAUCAUUUAACGGUACUUGGAUGGCUAUGAGGAGAGAAAAUUUAACGGAUGCAUCCCUUUGGACUGAGAGAGUGUCUUUUGUAGAAAGCUGUACAAGCAGUUUAGCUGCCGAAGUGGAAUGCCAAAAAUUUGCUUGUGGUGAAUAUACUGGUCUUCUUCACCGAAGAAAAAAGAGAGAUAUUCUUAGUUCCUCCACAUCUAGUCAAUGGCCAUUUAUUGGAUAUACAUCAACAUUCCGUUCUAAUCGCGGAUGCUUGUCUGAAAUUCUCACACCGAUUUGGCUUCUCACCUCAGCCGACUGUCUCCUGUCAAUAAGCAAAAACCCGUUCAACGGAUCUGACUGGUACGUUCGAACUAACAUCGGACAAAAUACAGAAUCAGGUUUAGCUCAGAACCAUGAAGUUCUCAGAAUGAUACUGCAUCCUCACUCCUCAAAAUUCAGAUCCCUCAUCUUGAGAGAUUACGAUGUAGCUUUGGUUCGACUCAAGCAUGCUCUCGUUUUUGUAAGCGAUAAAAUCGGAGCUAUAUGUCCCCCUGAAGAACAAGUUCCACCUGGAAUUACUUGCUUUUCAGGAGUUUUGGGAACAGAAAAACCACGAGCUCUUCCACCACCUGUCUUGUCCAUCAAUAGUUUGGCCCUGCAGAUAAUAGACAGGAAAAACUGCAAUACCUUUGAUCAUUACAACAACUCAGUGAAUCAAAGAAUGCUCUGUACACAAAGCAGCGAAGGACAUACCAUUUGCGACAAUGAUGAAGGUACUCCACUAAUGUGCUUAACUGGCAUCAACAAAUGGUUCCUCGCUGGUAUGCUUACAUAUCAAAGAUACUGUGAGGUAUACAGUAAACAUCCAGCUGUCUUCUCUAACCUUUUCUCUAUGAGGAAAUAUAUUGAUCAAGUGACAGGGCAAAAGCAGUACGAAAUUCCAUAUGAUAGUAAUAUUUAUGUUAUCAUACCACCCACUACCCCAAGUCCAACCAUACCUGAAACAACUACGGUUAUAUACACAACGACAGAAGCUCUCACAACUACAGAAUUCCCAGAAACUGUUGCCAUGAACGAUACAGAAGAUUACAACACAACCGAAUCAGAAAUUCCCACUGAUUUUACCACAUUAUCUGAAUUAAAUGCAACUGAAACAUUCUUUGAGAAUGUAACAAUGUUAACUCCAACAUUUAUUGAAGAAGUGAGAGGAGAAGAAGUUUUCACGCCACCAACUCACACUCUUGAAGUGAAUGAGACUAACGAAACCCAUACGACAAUUUCAGAUGAGGCGUUCAAAUCGGAAGUUGAAGAGAUGACAACUUUAUCCCCACAAGUAUUAAAAGAAGAAUACGCGGUUGCCACACACAGUAACUUCAGUGAAAAUACCACUUUGAUGGAUGAGUUUGAAAAAACUAACACGUCAGAAAGCGAAUUUUUUGAAAAUGUAACGCAGACUCUUACAGCUGAAGCCACAACUCUUCCUGCUGAAACAGAAACGACUGAAAUCACUCACAAUAACACAGGCGCAUUAGUACUAGAGGCUGAAACUACUGAAUUCCCAACCGAUAUGGAAUCUAUCACUGCCACAGAACCCGUAGAAACUGAAUUCGAUGCUAAUUUUACAAGUAAUAAUUUUACAGAGGUGCCUUUCGCGAAAGUUCUAGAGCUACCUACGCUUAACAAGACCGUAACAGCUGAAAUGAACUCUACAACUUUAUCAUCAUCUUCCAACAAUACAUUGACCACUAUAUCCGAUUUCACUGAAAUGAAUGUUGAGUCUACCACUUUAAAUACUAAUUAUUCAGACAUGUUAGAAGAAUCUACCACGCUUAUUGAUACAGAUAUGACAACAACUGAAGCAUCGGAGACUGAAACAUUCAUCUUCGAUGUAGAACCAGAUGAGGACUUAGCUAUUGAUGUGUUUACAAGCAAAGAUGGCAUUCGCGUAGAGUCUCCUGCUCGCAUUGCCAAUCUAGAAAGCACUGCUGUCUAUAAAGAGCAUUUAUCACGAAGCAGAAAUUUAGAUGAAUCUCAUAAUAUAUCUGACAUAAUUUAUGAUGUAAGGACAAGCCCAGUUACGGAAGUCACAAUCAAUGAUGGCAAUUUGACAGACUUAACACCACCAAUGACAGAAAAACUAAAUACUGGCGAAGGCUAUGCCAUUAAAGAGCAUACAACAACACAGGGAAAUGAAAAUGAAAAACCUGAAGAAGCAACAACAAUACCAGGUAUUGGUGAAACAGAUAAAACCACUACACCAGAAAUUUACAAACAUACACCACAAUCAUAUCAUGCCACAACUUUAAGCGAAGCAAAAACAACUAGCCUUCCUUAUGAUAAAGAAACGACAUUCGUACCCCAGUUUGAAACCACUACAAAUAUGAAUGAAAUGGAAGCCGAAACAACAGUUUAUGACACAGUGACUAAUCCGACUAUUUUACCGAUGUUUGACACAACUGAAGUUACAAAGAAAGUUUCUCAACCUACACUCACUACAGUAGAAUCUUUGCAAGGAAAUGAAAGAAAACAAACACCAACUGAGAUAACAAGUGCUGCUGAGACUCAGGUUAAUGCUGUUACUUCUCCAAAUACAGAAAUUUCAACUUCUGCUGAUAAUUUUACGACAUUAAGCGAAGGAAUCGAAACAACAGUGGGUGUUUUGGAAUCAGAAACACAUCCAGUGACAGAUUAUGAAACCACUGUAGCAGGAACGCAUGCAGUAACAGAUUAUGAGACAACUGUAGCAGAAACGCAUACCGUUUCAAAUUAUGAAAUUACUGUAACAGAAAAGAAUCAUUAUGGCCGCCAGCCCGAAUUUGCAAGGCUACUAAAUGAAACAGAGACUCAAUUAGGAGAAACAACUUUACCAACAACAGAAUCACCCAAUGAGACAGAUUUUACAACCACACAGCUUAUUGAAGGAAACUUUUCAAUGAUUGGAAGAGAAACAACAAGAAGUAAUGAUUCGUUAAGAAAUGGGGAAACAACUGUAGCAGAUACCAAAGAAAGUACUGUUACAGAAGAAAAAACACAGAUAACUACAUUUGUAAAUAUAGUCCGAAAUAUAACUACUCCUUCUCCGUUGAUCACUUUUACAGAGAUGCCAAUAAAUAAUUUCCAAGAAAAUAAAUCCAUCUUGACAACAUCGAAUCCAAUAACUAUUCCAGACAUUGAAUACAUCGAUAAAGCAAUGCCAAGGAGUAAUAAUGAAUCAUUAUUACUUCAUUUACUCUCUGAAAAACUAACGAUAGAUGAAGAAGAAAGUGAAACAAAUUUCACAGGAAAAUGUGGACAAUGGAAUCAUGUUUAUAAUGAAACAAAUUAUAACAACACAAAGUUUUAUGAAGAAUGGCCGGCUCUAGGAUACUUGCAACUAGUAUCUCAACCAAAGAUAUGUGCAGCUACAAUUUUGUCUUCACAAUAUGUUCUGGCAUCAUUGAAUUGCCUAACAUAUGCGGACGAAACACUGAAUCCUGAUAAAUGGUCUUUUAUUGCUGGCUUAUAUGACUCAAUAACGAAUGUGACUGGACAACAAACUCAUCUUAUAAGUGAGAUUAUUCCACACGUUGAUGUCGGAAUGGUGUUGAUGUUCCAAGAGCACAAUCUAGCUCUCGUAAAAGUGAAGGAUACAAUACGAAUGACUAGGUAUUCGCAAACUGCUUGUUUAGCAGAAGACAUGGAUCUGCAAGAGCAAUGCUUUACCACGGGAUGGAGUCAGGUUCCCUCAGACGAGAAAGAGGAGGAAUUUUAUUCAGUUCCAGUCACUGUCAUUCCACAAAGUGAAUGCAACAACACUGCAAAUUAUAAUGGUUUGCUGUUGGACACACUGAUAUGUGCCAGUCAUGAAAACAGCAGUUAUCCAACAUGUCAAAUGGAUUACGGUUCACCACUGUUUUGUCUCAACAACAAGCAUUGGGAAUUGAAAGGUAUUUUGGAUUUUCCAGGACCAUGUGAUAUUGUUCAGCCUGCUGUAUAUAACAGCAUAUCUAGUGCAAAAAGUUGGAUCAUGGGAUACGUAGGAGACAAAAAUCUCUAAGUGCUUCGAAAAAUUUUUGAAAAAAGAAUUAAGUCAAGAAUUUCUAAUUUGUGAUAAUAUUUCAAAGAUUUUUUUUCUUUUUUUUUGUGUUUUUACUAUUGUGAAACAAGAUAUUAAAAAUAUACAAUCAAGAAUCUCCAUUCGAUUGUGAGAUUGUCACUAUUGUAUUAGGAAGACAUUUUUAAUAAUUUUUUUUUUAAGAAGCUGUGAUUUUUUUCCCCCGCUGAGAAUUGAAAACGUUUGGAUCUGCGAAAACUUGUGAAGAAACAGAUAUGCACUCUUUCUCCAAAUUUUCACAUCAGUAUCCAAGAGAAGUUAAAAUUGCAGUUAAACUAGUCCUCUGCAGUUUCUGUAGUGAUACGUCUAAUUUCAAGCAGCUGUAUCAUCCGUCCAUGUAAACGUUUCAUCUGUGAUGUUGAAUGUAAGACAAAGAUAGUAAUUUAAUAAAUUUUGAAAUGAUUUUUUACUUUUUUAAAAAAAAAUCAGCUUGUGUAUAUAUUACCUAGUAUGAACUUUAUACGAAGUAGGUCACUAUCAAUUUUACUGUAAAAAGUUUUUCCUUUCUUUUUUUUUUUAAAAAAAAUCUUUUGCUGUAUUUUUCUGCAGUUUAGUUUCUUUUAAUUAUUUAUGUAUGUGCGUUUGUUUUUCAAUAAGCUAAAGUUUUCUAGGAAGCUAUGAAACAUCAAAAAGUUCACUUAAAAAAAUUUCUAACUUUUAUCUUUAUUAUAUGUGUAUACUAAAUACAUGAAUUUUGUUGCUUUAAAUGUUAAAGCAACCUUAUUGCAUUUUAAUAAGACAUUUACUGUAGUGUAGUUGAACUACUAUUUAAAAUAACUUUAAAGUAUUAUUUAAUUAUAAUGAAUGUAUUUCGUUCAUUUUAUUUACAUGUGUUAACUUUAAUGUUCUAUAAUUACAACUGAAGGACAUAUUCUGCGACCAUAACGAGUCAGUUUUUUUUUUUCUCUGUUAAGUUUGGAAAUUUAUUUUAUCAGUGAUAAUGAAAUAUUUCAAUUAAUUUUCUGUCUAAUACAUUCCCCUAAAAUUAUGUCUAUUUUUUAAGGAAAAUUUGUUUUCAAACCUUUGACAUGCACGAUUUCUCCUUUGCGUGAGGCUUAUCACUGUUUCACAAUAAAUCAGUCAAUUAAAACACUCUAAUUCCCAUAAUUAUUAGAUAAGUGUGGAUAAAAUUCAAUAGGGUUUAAAAACAAUAUGUUUUUUCUAUGCAUUUCUUCUUCUAAAAUGCUAUUACAACUGAAAUACAAGCAAUGUUUCUAAAGAAACUGAGGAACCAUAGCAUAAAUGAAAGAAGGAGACACACAUAGCUUCUACACAUCUUUAGGAGACAUCUUUAAUGUUUUUUAAUAUUAACCACAAUCUUGUAAUAACUGUAUUAAAGAACUGUUAAAAAUAAAUAACAAGUAAAACCAUUAUGUCAUUGAAUAAUUUUAAAAUAUUUUCACCAAAUAUAUACAUAUAUGUUUUUUUCAUUAUCUUGUAAUAACCAUGUACAUUUAUUAACUAAAUUGAACAAUAACUAUUAAAACAGUUAUUUAAAUGAUUAAUAGGAAAAUCUUUGGGUUAGUAACUAAUUUAAAAUUAUUUUCUGAUAUAAUUGCUUGUUGUUUUUAUUAUCUUACUACAAGAUUAAUCAUGUUCUUGUAUUAACUAUGCUAGAAAUUAUGAAAACAAUGAGUUAAUUAAACAAUAGGAAAAUCGUUCAGUUAUUAACCAAUUUAAAAUUAUUUUCACAGAUUAUUGCUUGUCCUUUCCAUCAUCUUGUAUUAAUUAUAUUCAUAAAUUAACUAUAAGGACAGCAACUAAAAUAAACCUAUUAACAAAAAAUUAUUAGGUUAUUAACCAAUUUUAAAUUAUUUUUCAUAUAUUAUUGCCUGCCAUUUCCAUUAUCAUGUAUUAACCUUGUUCUUGUAUUAACUAUGUUAGACGGUAACUAAAAUAAUGAAUUGGUUAACAGGAAAAUCAUUAGGUUAUUAACAAAUUUUAAAUUAUUUUUACAAAAUUGCAUGUAGUUAACUAGUUAUUGUUUCAUCAUUCUUAUGUACAGCUCAUUCACAUACUUGCUCACUACAUAAUUAUUUAGUCAUUAUUAUUUCUUAUUAUUGUACACAUAUAAAUGCAUGUACUCUGUUGAAUAUGUUUAGUUUUGUUUGAAAGGUGUUGCUCACAAACGUCAUAUACUAUUUUGUUACUAUUUUAAAAAGUA
Parasteatoda tepidariorum (common house spider) is the source of this 11970-nucleotide messenger RNA. RefSeq lists its product as uncharacterized. NCBI's taxonomy places the organism in Eukaryota, Metazoa, Arthropoda, Arachnida, Araneae, Theridiidae. Gene Ontology annotation, biological process: proteolysis. Gene Ontology annotation, molecular function: protein binding; serine-type endopeptidase activity. The record is from RefSeq and is a predicted model, not a curated record. Gene Ontology annotation, cellular component: membrane.